Cherax quadricarinatus is the source of this 2247-nucleotide messenger RNA. The record is from RefSeq and is a predicted model, not a curated record. Lineage: Eukaryota; Metazoa; Arthropoda; Malacostraca; Decapoda; Parastacidae.
AUGUCGCAACCUGAAGGACUACAUGGUUCUGGCUGAGAAGAUAAAGAAAAUGUUUCAUGAGGAAGGUAUUCAUUCCACUACCAUACAACCAGAAUUUGUUGAAUUUGAGGACGACGGUGCCUCUGCUUCCAUCGAUUCUGCAGAAGACUGUAUCCUAGAUUGCCCUUCUAACGAUAAAGAGGGUUGUGUGGCAAACACCUGCUGUGGGCUCUCCAAACAGGUAAUAAGUGCUUCCAGACAAAGUUUCAAUAGCAUCAAGCAAAAACGAGUGACUUCCCCAGCUUUAACAGAAUUGCAGCUUGAAAGGAAAAUGUCCCGCAGCCUACCCAAUGUCUAUGGGGCUUGUGCAUGUUACCCACCUAGGGUGUCCCCUGAUGCAACUGCUAUUGCUUCUGUUGAUAAUGCUAAUGCUUUUAGUCACAGUCCCCAACAACUGACACAUUCUCAGCUUUGCUCAGCUUCUGAUGUGGAAAAUUCUGUUAAACCCUCACCAGUCACAAGUGAUGCUCUAAGUAGAAACACAGUUGGUGAUUCUUGCCAGUGUCUUGCUUCAAGUGUGAUCCAGAUUGAAAAUUCACAUCAAUGUAUUCAUCAUGCAAGUGAUAUAUAUAACCAUGUGAAUGAUUUUCAAAAGAACCUCCAAAAUACUCUUAAUAUAAAUAGAAUUACACAGCAGAGUAGUUACAUGUCUUCAAUAGCAGUAGCGAUUGAAGACAAUGACUCCCAAGUGGUUUCUGAUUCAGUGAGACUUUCCUAACUGCAAGUUUGCAAAUCUGAAACUUUUUGUACUCAUUUUAACAAAGACCUUGUAUAUAGAAUACCAUGAUUAUUAGUGUUUCAUCUGUCACAUUUACAUAAUAUAAUACUGCCAGAAACUUGGUGUGUGUGUGUUCCAAACAGAAAUAUGUUAAUAUUACCAUGUAGUAUUUAUUUGUAUAUGCAGAUUAUUUAAGUUUAUGAAAUAAUUACGAUGACCUAUUUAUAACGUUGUAAAUACCUUUUUGAUUUGUAUAUAUAGCAAUAUAUUCUCUUCCUCAGGGAAGUUUGAUAUAAAUUACUUUUAUUAUUUUACUAGUCUGAUUCAUUGUCAAUUAUUUCAUUAUUUUGAUUUAAUUUGGCAACUCUGAAAUAUGUUCACUCUAUUGUUUAUUUUGAAAGAUUAAUACAUAUAACACAGUAGCUUUAAGAAUGCAGUAAUUCCUAGUGAGAUUUAUUAUCUGUAUAUCAUUAUUUUUAGAGUUGAUAAUUGUAAUAAAACAAUAAAUAUGACCAAACUUGAAUCAAAAAUUCACUUUUAUCACUCACAUGGUCAAUAGUGGCAGCUUCGAUGUCAAGUAGAAUUGCAUAUUAUUUAAAUUAAUUUUAUAAUUUCUUAAAGAUUAAAUAUUUUUCCUGAUAAUAACUUGAGUGUCAUUGUCUGUAAUGAGGCUUAAGUCAAUGUCUUCAGUGUACGAUACUUGACUUUUUUGCUGUUGUAUUAACUUGUUAAUUUUGUAAUGGAAAAAAUCCUGAAAAUCGUCACCUUAUAAAUAAAAUUAGACAUAAACAUUGUAAGAAAUAGAACUAUUAAUGUCCUGUUUGUAUUGAUUUUGCUUUGUAAAUCCAAGACACAUAGACAUGAUUUCACUUUUGUGUUUUAUACCACUCAGUGUCUUUACUAUAUUCUAUAAUCUGUCUAUUGCAUAUGGAGUUUAUUGAAAGCAAAUAUAUGAGGACAUUCUGGGGGGAAAAGGUGGAUGGAAGUAGUGUAGGGAAUGUCUGGAAUGUGUUGGGAGAAGGGUGUGAAGUGCACUAUUUUGAGACUGAAGGUUCAUCAUUAAAUGGGUAUGUAUGAACCUAUUAGUCUAUGGUAUUUGGUGCAUGAACAAACUAAUACUAUCUGUCAAGAGACUUGGAGUUUAAGCAGUUGAGAAUUAUAUUGGUUCCACUAUGAAAGUAGUGUGGGGUUCAAGGGUCGGCAUUAGAAGGCAGAGUCUUUUCUUCAAGUUGUUGUCAACUUAGAGCAGAAAGACUCGGGAAACUUCAGUCCUGAGCUACUGGUAAAUUCUUAAAAGGCAAGCACCACUCAAGUUCAGCAUUCAGAUCACUGAGUCCAUAUGGUCAUUGACUGCCCCUUCUUCAUGUGUCUGUAAGCACACUGUCUUGCUGUGCCUCUGCUCCUGUCAAGAUUUUCUCUUGACUAGUAAUGAGGCUCAGCAUACACUUGGAUCAGUAUUCAGACAGAUUAUUCAUUUAGUAGUAUCAACU